Molecule: messenger RNA, 530 nt
Organism: Sinocyclocheilus anshuiensis
Lineage: Eukaryota; Metazoa; Chordata; Actinopteri; Cypriniformes; Cyprinidae
Product: fucolectin-7-like
Exons: 5
Coding region: 1-507 (168 amino acids)
Source: RefSeq, a predicted model, not a curated record
AUGGCUGAAGAUACCAUGCAACAGGUACAGAUCUUGUGUUUCAUCAGGCCUGUGGUCAGGGAUCUUGGGCUCAAGAAGUUUGGGAAUCUUGCUCUUGGAGGCACAGCUGUUCAGUCUUCCACAUACAGUGAUUUAGCAGCUGCUCAAAAUGCUGUCGAUGGCAACAGGGAGUCCGUUUACGCACUCGGCUCAUGCAGCGUGACUAACGGGGACAUGAACCCCUGGUGGAGAGUUGACUUGUCAGACGUCUACAGGGUAACCAGGGUUAGCAUCACUAAUCGUGGAGACUGUUGUGAAAAGAGGAUCGAGGGUAUUCAGAUCCGUAUCGGCAACAGCCUGGAGAACAACGGCAACAAUAAUGAGCUGGCUGCAACUGUUGGGCCCAUCCCACUUGGAAACACAAAAACAUUUGAGUUUAAGCAUGUUAAGGGACGAUACGUCAACCUUAUUGUGCCUGGACGCAAAGAAUACCUCACACUGUGUGAAGUUGAGGUAUAUUCAGAUUAAGUGGAACAAGAUGAUGUUACACC